Messenger RNA from Phycodurus eques (leafy seadragon), 2574 nucleotides. RefSeq names its product par-6 family cell polarity regulator gamma b (gene pard6gb). The record is from RefSeq and is a predicted model, not a curated record. Gene Ontology annotation, molecular function: protein kinase C binding. Gene Ontology annotation, cellular component: apical plasma membrane; nucleus; cell cortex. Gene Ontology annotation, biological process: establishment or maintenance of cell polarity; regulation of cellular localization; centrosome cycle. NCBI's taxonomy places the organism in Eukaryota, Metazoa, Chordata, Actinopteri, Syngnathiformes, Syngnathidae. The coding region runs from base 756 to 2111 and encodes 451 amino acids. The transcript has 3 exons.
UCGUGGUAGGCAAUCUGCAGCUGUUGUGUUGGAAUGUCGCAAUAACAGUAGUUAUUGACAAAGUUUACUCAGAAGACGAGCCAAUUACUAACUACUUAAAAGUUUAUUUAGCGAUUAUUUUGGCUUUUAACCUGUUCUUUGCUGCAAAUAAGCGAAUUGGAGCUUAACACAGCUAGCGUUAGUGAGCUACCGUAAAUGCGAACUCGAAGACCAACACUUGGAAAUGGUGCGUCCAUGAACAAGUGGAGUUACUAGUGUUAUGCAUUUUCGUCGGGCACUAGUUAGUGCUGAGCAUUUUAUUGUUUGUUUUUUUCUUUCUUAUUACAUUUACAAAACUAUAUAGGCUCAGUGUAUCGAAUACACACCUGUGUAAGGUACAAUUCUUGACACGGCACUUGUAUUAGCUCUGUGACAGGGUAACAAACGAGCUACAUUGAAAGCAUCACAGGAUCCCCUUUUUUUUUUUUCUUUUUUUUUUUGGGAGCGCUGAUGUCAUUUCAAAACUUAAACCAAGCCUCCUAAAGUCCACACGGCUAUUUGCUCUCUGUCUUUUCUACAGGAAAGUAUUCUUCUUCUCAAAUGUGGAGCACAUUUUGACUAGGAAAAAUAUAUGUAAUGUUGAGAGGAGAAAUAAUCUAAGUAAACGAACCCGAAGGACUUGAUUGCGAUUGGAAGCCCCUGUUUCAGCGGGCACAAGUUUUUUUUUUUUUUUUUUUUUUCUCCCUUCCCUUGUGUGUGUUUUUUAAAGGACCAAAAUGAAUCGGAGCUUUCAUCGGUCUCAACCCCUGCGGAACGUGGAUCUUAACGCCGUGGAGGUGAAAAGCAAGUACGGCGCCGAGUUCCGUCGCUUCUCUGUGGACCGCCUCAAGCCAGGCAAGUUUGAGGAGUUCUACAAGCUCAUCCUGCACAUCCACCGCAUCGCCAACAUGGAGGUGAUGAUCGGGUACGCCGAUGUGCACGGAGACCUGCUGCCCAUCAACAACGACGACAACUUCUGUAAGGCCGUGUCCACUGCGCACCCCCUGCUCAGGAUCUUUAUACAGAGACAAGAAGAGAUGGACUAUGCUAACUUUGGCAACAACACCAUCACCCGCAAGAAGAAGAAUGUGGUCGCCCUGCGCAACAAUGACAUCAACCGCAAGAGGGCGCACAUCCGCAUUGGCAUGCCGCAAGACUUCCGGCCCGUCUCCUCCAUUAUCGACGUGGACAUCCUGCCGGAAUCGCAUCGCCGCGUUCGACUCUACCGCCACGGCUCGGACAAACCCUUGGGAUUUUACAUCCGUGAUGGAACCAGUGUCCGUGUGACACCCCACGGGUUAGAAAAGGUGCCUGGGAUCUUCAUAUCCCGGCUGGUUCCUGGGGGUCUAGCAGAGAGCACGGGUCUGCUUGCAGUCAACGACGAAGUCCUAGAAGUGAACGGUAUAGAGGUGAGCUGGAAGUCACUGGACCAGGUCACCGACAUGAUGAUCGCCAACAGCCACAACCUGAUCGUCACAGUCAAGCCCGUCAACCAACGCAACAACGUGGUGCGCAGCAGCCGCAUCUCCGGAAGCUCGGGUCAGUCGUCGGACAGCAGCGGGUCCACCGGAUACCCGACACUGUCUGUGCCCCCGGGGGGGAUGCUGCCCUCGGGAGCUCAGGGCUACCAGGACGACCUGGAGAGCGAUGACGAGACUGACAUUGUCAUCGAGAGCAGCCUGAAGCGGCCGUCCCAGAGGUCUAAUGCUUCUUUGGCUUCCAGCAUGUCUCGCUUACACCACCACCAGACGUCGAGCACUGCCGUUCCGGAUCCCGCGGCGCCACCCAGCCCUCCGUCGCGCCCCCCUUCGGUUGUAUCCACCGCUUCCUUUCACUCACAGACGAGCCUCAACGGGGGGUCGCACCACCACCACCAGCAACACAGCAGCCUGAGCUACCAGCUCCUCAGAGACCUGAACCUCCAACACAGUCAGCCCAGCUCCCAGCUGCCCUACCAUAGCAGCAACCCGGCCCUCCGUCACAGCAAUGGGAGCCUGCACAAAAUCCUCAGCUCGCUGAAAACGGACCCACGGCACAGCCUGGCCCUCCCCAGGGGAGGAGUGGAGGAGGACGGCACCGUCAUCACGCUAUAAUACCCGCAGAUAUCCCGCUCAGACAGGAUAAGGCCAUGGACCACCGGCUCAAUUUCAAAGACUUUUGUUAUUCCUCCCUCCCCCCCCCAAGAUAAUUACUUUAAUAACAGGAAGUUGCACGCCAAGGAUCACGGAAAUUUGUCGUACUGUAUAUACACCUUGGAGUUUUUUAAAUGUUUCGCGUCUUACGUCAAAAAAUGUAUGUAUGUAAUAUGCGUCAGAACAAGUGAUGUUUUUUGUUUGUUUGUUUUUUUUAAACUUAAUGACCACUUUUAUCUAGCUACUUUUCUUCAUUCUUAAUACUGGGACCAAACUGGGGUUUUCUUGUGGACAUGUUUAUUGACAGAGUAAAUCUAUAUUUCUUGUUUUCUUUGAUGCAUAGAGUAUGCUUUUUAAUUGGUCUUUUUGACAAUUGUGAUGAAAUCCUUGUCUGUUCCAAUAAAUUAUUCAUUUUCACAUGGUG